GGAUGGCUGACAGCAGAAGGAUCCCGGACCUGACCCGGAGUGCAGCCAUGAGCCCCCUGUGUUUUUUGUACUUUGCCCUGCCUUCGCUGGCCGCCUACAUCACGAUCUCCAUCUUCUUCCUACGCCGCCCUCGCCUCCUGCAUACACCCCAUUCACCAGCCUUCCGGGGCCGCCUGACAGCGCACCGAGGAGGGUCUGGAGAGAUGCUGGAGAGCACCAUGGCGGCCAUAGAGAACUCCGUGGCUCAGAAAGCAGACCUCUUGGAACUUGACUGCCACCUGACAAGGGAUGGCGUCGUGGUGGUAUCACACGACAAGAACCUGAAGCGCCAGUCGGGCCUGAACAAGGAUAUAAGCAGCCUGGAUUUUCAGGAUCUGCCGCUUUACAAGAAGAAGCUAGAGAUUUACUUCUCACCAGGCCGCUUUGCCUGUGGGUCUGACAGGCAUAUGAUCCGCCUGGAGGAUGUGUUCCAGAGGUUUCCACAGUUGCCCGCCAUCGUGGAGAUCAAAGAAAAGAAUGAGGAGCUCAUUCACAAGGUAGCCAGCCUGGCAAAGCGCUUUCACCGCAGCCAGAUCACCAUAUGGGCCUCAGAGAAGAGCUCGAUUAUGAAGAAAUGCAAGGCCGCUAACCCUGAUAUGCCCAUAUCCUUCACGACAAACCGAGCACUCUGGAUGGUGUUGCUCUAUCACCUGGGACUGCUGCCCUUUGUCUCCUUUCCUGAGCAGUUCUUCUUCUGCUUCCUGCCCACCAUCGUCAACAGGACCUACUUCCCAUUUUCUUGCUCCAGGCUAAACAAGCUGUAUGCUGUGGUUACAAAAUGGCUCAUCAUGAGGAAAAGUCUGAUCCGCCACCUGGAGGCGCGAGGGGUACAGGUGAUAUUUUGGUGCCUUAAUGAAGAGUCAGAUUUUGAAGCAGCUUCUGGCCUGGGGGCCACUGGCAUCAUAACAGAUUUCCCCACAGCCCUCAGGUGCUACCUAGAUAACCAGCAAACCAGCAGCAGCCCCUGGGUCUGAGGCUCUCUUCUGUUUCUCUUCCUGAAAAAUAA
Molecule: messenger RNA, 1045 nt
Organism: Dipodomys ordii (Ord's kangaroo rat)
Lineage: Eukaryota; Metazoa; Chordata; Mammalia; Rodentia; Heteromyidae
Gene: Gdpd3
Product: glycerophosphodiester phosphodiesterase domain containing 3
Exons: 10
Coding region: 3-1013 (336 amino acids)
Biological process (GO): glycerophospholipid catabolic process
Cellular component (GO): endoplasmic reticulum membrane
Molecular function (GO): phosphoric diester hydrolase activity; phosphatidylcholine lysophospholipase A1 activity
Source: RefSeq, a predicted model, not a curated record